Molecule: messenger RNA, 2231 nt
Organism: Trichosurus vulpecula (common brushtail)
Lineage: Eukaryota; Metazoa; Chordata; Mammalia; Diprotodontia; Phalangeridae
Gene: COL25A1
Product: collagen type XXV alpha 1 chain
Exons: 38
Coding region: 1-1998 (665 amino acids)
Source: RefSeq, a predicted model, not a curated record
AUGCUGGGGAAGAACCAAGUAGGGAAGAGAGGACCAGAUGGGGCCGAGAAGCCCAGCUCCUCUGCGGGACAGCGCUGCCUUAGGACUUUGGCCCCUUGCUCCUUGCUGCCGGCUGUGGUGUCCGCGAUGUGUGUGAUUGCCUGCCUGUACCUGGGGGUGAAAACCAACGACCUGCAGGCAAGGAUCUCGGCCAUUGAGGCAGCCAAAGGGGAACUUCCUUAUCAGCUCCUGCCGGCUUCCUUGGAUCGACUGGAAACGAUGAUGCAAGAGAAAAUGGAACGACUUUUGGCUCAGAAAUCCUAUGAGCAUUUGGCUAAAGUAAGAAUCGCCAGAGAAUCACCUCUAGAGUGUAACUGCCCAGCAGGACCUCCUGGGAAACGUGGUAAGAGGGGCAGAAGAGGAGAAUCUGGUCCUCCUGGUCAGCCGGGCCCACAGGGCCCUCCUGGUCCCAAAGGUGACAAGGGAGAUCAAGGGGAUCAGGGCCCUCGGAUGGUGUUUCCUAAAAUCAAUCAUGGGUUUCUCUCUGCUGAUCAGCAGCUCAUUAAACGCCGCCUCAUUAAGGGUGACCAAGGACAAGCUGGCCCUCCUGGACCCCCUGGCCCACCAGGACCCAGAGGGCCCCCUGGGGACACAGGGAAAGAUGGUCCCCGUGGCAUGCCAGGAGUACCUGGUGAGCCAGGAAAACCAGGAGAACAAGGCUUAACGGGACCUCAGGGGCCUCCAGGACAAAAGGGUUCUAUUGGAGCACCUGGCACUCCAGGAAUGGAUGGGAAAAUGGGCGAACCUGGCUUGCCUGGAACAGCAGGGCAGAAUGGAACACCUGGGCCUAAGGGGGAUCCUGGAGAGCGAGGAGAAAAGGGAGACGCUGGAGAGAGUGGACCCAAAGGUGACAUGGGUGAAAAGGGUGACCCUGGAUCUUCUGCUGCAGGAAUUAAGGGAGAACCUGGAGAAUCUGGCCGUCCAGGGCAAAAGGGUGAACCAGGGCUGCCUGGGCUGCCUGGACUUCCGGGGAUAAAGGGAGAACCAGGUUUCAUUGGUCCACAGGGAGAACCAGGGUUGCCAGGGUUACCUGGAACAAAGGGUGAACGUGGAGAGGCUGGGUCUCCUGGAAGAGGUGAACGAGGUGAACCUGGAGCUCCUGGACCAAAGGGGAAGCAAGGUGAAUCAGGAGCUAGAGGUCCCAAAGGGGCAAAGGGUGAUCAUGGAAACAAGGGUGACUCUGGAGCUUUGGGACCAAGGGGUCCUCCCGGGCAAAAGGGAGAUCCAGGAGCAACAGAAAUCAUAGACUACAAUGGCAAUAUUCAUGAGGCCUUGCAGAGGAUUACUACCUUAACUGUCACGGGACCCCCAGGACCUCCCGGACCACAAGGAUUGCAGGGACCAAAGGGCGAGCCAGGAUCUCCGGGAACACCAGGAGUUGAUGGUGAACAGGGUCCUAAAGGCUCAAAGGGAGAAAUGGGGGAUUCAGGUCAGCCAGGUGAAAAGGGAGGAAUUGGACUUCCUGGAUUACCGGGUGCCAAUGGCAUGAAAGGAGAAAAAGGAGAUUCUGGUUUACCAGGACCCCAGGGACCCUCUAUCAUCGGCCCACCAGGCCCACCAGGCCCCCAUGGUCCACCAGGUCCAAUGGGACCCCAUGGACUUCCUGGGCCAAAGGGAGCAUCUGGCUUAGACGGAAAGCCAGGAUCCCGGGGUACAGAUGGCCCUAUUGGACCCCAUGGACCUGCAGGACCUAAAGGAGAAAGAGGUGAAAAGGGAGCCGUGGGAGAGCCUGGACCCAGAGGACCUUAUGGUUUGCCUGGGAAGGAUGGAGAACCUGGUCUUGAUGGUUUUCCAGGUCCUCGAGGAGAGAAGGGUGAUUUAGGAGAGAAAGGAGAAAAGGGAUUCCGUGGAGUUAAGGGGGAAAAAGGGGAGCCGGGUCAGCCUGGCCUGGAUGGGCUGGAUGCCCCUUGCCAAUUGGGGCCGGAUGGAUUACCGAUGCCUGGGUGUUGGCAAAAGUGAUGAAUCUAACCUUACAAGCAUGAAGUUGUGUAUAUAAUGCUCUACGUUUUGUAUUUAUAGUUGAAAAAUGAAAUAGAGAUUUUACAAGUCUGAGAUAUGUUUACAUGUAGCUGCUUCUACCUGUCUGAAUUGGCCGUGUGUGCAUCUUUUCUUCACUCACAUCUGAAGUUAGGCAGUAUAGGACACCAUGGGGAGAGAAACCUGAAACCACACAGAUCGAGAGCUCUCUGGUA